GCCGAGUUGGCAAACACCAUGAACAAUAGUAAUAGCCAUGGCGUACAGGAAACAAGAAUACCUAUCGGAGAGAAGGUGAGGAUGACGAAUGAGAGACUCGAUGCCGAUUUCUCUAGGAUCGGAACCAAGCUCCAUAGGUUCCCGCGGGGCCUAAGGUCGAUCGGCGACCGCUACAUCGUCCCGAGCUUCGUGGCCCUCGGCCCCUACCACCAUGGCUUACCCCAUCUGCAAGAGGCGGAGGAGGUGAAGCACGCGGCGGCCCACGAUUUCUGCGCACGGUCGGGCCACUCAGUCGAGGAGGUCCACGGCAAGAUUCUCUCCAUCGUCGCAGAUGCCCGCAGGUGCUAUGCCGACGUCGUGCAUUUCGGCGACGCGGAGUUUGCAGCGAUGAUGUUCCUCGAUGGUUGCUUCCUGCUGGAGUAUAUGCACUUGGGCUCGAGUGAUACAGUUGAGGAGGAACGUGCUCUACUAAUGAAUAGCAUGGUCUUGUCCACAGGUCCGUGCAUGCUGAGGGACAUCUUUCUACUCGAGAACCAGCUUCCCUGGCUGGUGCUGGAGACUCUCAUGGAAUUUGGGAGUGUAGGUGUGUUCGAGUUCGUCUCUGAAGAGACAGCAUUUUAUGACAUUAGUGAUCGUGGGUUAUUUGUGGAUGAGACCUACAGGCCACCGCAACCGCAUAUCCUUGGGCUCCUGCGAUACUAUCACAUAAACAGCAUGAGUACGGAAGACAUAAGCUACGAGCUCACGUCCUGUCCGGUGGCUAGCAGUGCCAUUGAGCUCGCGGAAAUGGGCAUCCAUCUGAUCGCCAGCAACCACAAGACCGGCUUCUUCGCGGACAUGAGCAUCCAGAAACGCCGCAUCUUCGGCGAGCUGUCCCUGAAGCCAUUGUUCCUGAACGACAUCACUGCCUGCUGGUUCGUCAACAUGGCGGCGUUCGAGGCUUGCACCUCCACCCGCUAUCCCAACGAUGGCUUUGUUAUCAGCUCCUACCUCUCCCUCCUGGCGAUGCUCAUGGACAAGGAGGAGGACGUGCACGAGCUUCGAGCCAAGCAUCUCCUAAAAAGCUUCUUGAGCAAUCGAGAGAUGGUGGACUUCUUCAAGGGCCUCGCUCGGCACCUGCGCCUGGGUCAUCGCUACUUCGUCCUCCUCUCAAAGGUCCAUGACUACAAGCGUGAGAGGCCCGUCCGGAUCGCCAUUCAUAGGUUCGUCUACAACAACUUCAAGGCCAUCGUCGCCUUCCUCUCUAUUGCUAGUGUGCUCGUCGGAAUCUUCAAAACUCUCAUGUCUCUCAAGCAACAUCAGCCGUAGCAAAGGUUUAUGCAUGCACUGUGAAUGUUGUUUCCGUCGAGACAUCGAGUCGUGUUGAGGUGAA
Lolium perenne is the source of this 1372-nucleotide messenger RNA. RefSeq names its product UPF0481 protein At3g47200-like. The record is from RefSeq and is a predicted model, not a curated record. NCBI's taxonomy places the organism in Eukaryota, Viridiplantae, Streptophyta, Magnoliopsida, Poales, Poaceae.